ACGAUAUGCGUCGUCGCAACCAAUAGUAUAUUUGUUUUGAUUACUUAAUUUGUUUUUUAUUAAUUAAUCACAUUUCUUAUGGCUAUGUCGUACACAGAUAUUGAAAAAACAGAAAUGUUGAUUUCUGAAAUCCAAAAACACACUGUUUUGUGGAAUAAAAAAAAUAAGAAAUAUAGAGAUAGGCUCAUAACAGGCAAGGCAUGGGCAGAAGUGUCAAAAGUCACAGGAAUAACUGGCAAUGAAGCAAAAAAAAGGUGGAGAAACUUAAGAGAUCAGUUCAAAAAAGAACUUAAAAAAGUAAAAAAACCGAAAUCAGGAUCGUCACAAGAUGGCCUAGAAAAAUAUCACGGGAAAUGGUCGUAUUUUGUGUCUAUGCAAUUUUUGAAAGAAGUCGAGACUCCUAGAAAUACGUCGGGUACAUUUUCCGAUGAUUGUGACGAGGAUACUGAGUUAGGACAUUUAGACGAACAAAAAUCAGAUUCAAACGAAGAUCAAGAAAAUGAGGACGAUCUCGACAAGGAAAUGACACAUAGUUUUGAAGUUAUGGAUCCAUUAUUACCUCAAACUGAAGCACAGACUAACUUCACACAAUCUGGAAGAAAUUCGCCUAUUUCUGAGUUAAACAUCUCAACAAUUAAAUCGAGUGGACAAAAAAAAAUGAAAAAACAACAGGAUGAAAUGUGUUUUGAACAACAAUUACUACAACUUGAAAAAACAAAAAUUGAAGCUUUUAUAGACUCAUCAAAGAAUGCAGUAAAAGAUGACGAGCACAUGUAUUUUUUAAAAUCCAUUCAUCCUUAUUUCGGUAACAUGACUCCACUACAAAAAUUGAGAGUAAGGAUACAAAUCCAAGAAGUGAUUAUGAGAGAAUUAUCUACACCAUCAUCUCAACCUAUGAAUAACAAUUUAACUUAUCCUUAUCAAACAUUUCCAAUACAUGUGCAACCUAUACAAUAAUCACAACCUAUGCCAUUCCAACCUAUUAAUCAUCCUAUGCAGUCUUUAGCGACAGAACAGACUUUAUCAUUACAAUCAGAUCAUCCACCAAAUUAUAAUUAAUUAGUUUUUAAUAAUAUGGUAAUAUUAUUAAUAUGUUUUAAAUACUUUUUAUUUACAUACCUAAAUUAUUACUUAAUGUUCAUGAGUUUCACAAACAGUAUUAUUCUUUUUUUUUAUAUUAUUUAUUAGAUACCUACCUACAGUAAUAAUUAUUUUUGAUUUUUAAAUACAUAGGUGAGCUACCUAUAUCUGUCGAGGUAUUAAACUAUUUAAAGUAACAUAUUUUUUAUUUUAUAUUAUCAAAUGAUAUUAUAUUUAAUAACUACCAAGGUAGGUAGAUUUUUUAUUUUGACUUUUAUAAAAGCAGAUUAUUAAUAUGAUUUUAAUGUUUUCAAUAAAAUAACCAUU
Molecule: messenger RNA, 1407 nt
Organism: Metopolophium dirhodum (rose-grain aphid)
Lineage: Eukaryota; Metazoa; Arthropoda; Insecta; Hemiptera; Aphididae
Exons: 2
Coding region: 79-957 (292 amino acids)
Biological process (GO): regulation of transcription by RNA polymerase II
Cellular component (GO): nucleus; transcription regulator complex
Molecular function (GO): DNA binding
Source: RefSeq, a predicted model, not a curated record